AUGUGCAAAUACGUCUUAAUUGCUGCACUGGCCGUAAUGUGCUCCAUGUGCUCCGUAGUGCGAGUGGAAGCCACGCUGCACGAUCUGCCGCAGGUCUUUGACUUCUCCAACUUGGAUCUGGUGAACUUCCAGUACUUCAAGAACCUCGCCUCGCAGGAUCCCCGAACCGCAGCCAAUGCCAAUCCCUUUCUGGAGCACUUUCAGAAGAAGAAGGCGGUGCUGGACUACUUUGACCGCCUGUUCUUCGGCAACUCGCCCUUCCAGCAGCCCAGCGAGAUUCCCUUCGAUCCGCACUUUGGUCGCUCCUGGCGUCCAGUCUACGAAAGGAAGUUCGGCUAUCGCGGGGAGCGCCUCAUCGCCGCUCUGGGAUCAGGAUAUUCGGUGAAGCAGCUGAGGCACUUUGGAGCCAUUCCCCGGGAGUACGGCACUCCACACUAUCCUAGUUGA
Molecule: messenger RNA, 447 nt
Organism: Drosophila takahashii
Lineage: Eukaryota; Metazoa; Arthropoda; Insecta; Diptera; Drosophilidae
Source: RefSeq, a predicted model, not a curated record